AUCCCAUUAUGAUGCUGCGGCCAUGUGAGGUCCGUUUGGACGGCGCCGAAGCCGAAGGCUCGAGUUUUGGGACUGAAUCAGCAGCAAACAGUAAAAGUGAGAGCAACACUUUGCUGGGAGGGAUGAAGAGUUUCGAUGAGCAAUAGAUUCUGUCACUUUGGGAUAUUCUAUGGAUUCUGAGCUGGUUUGAACCAAAGUAGGUUUUGGAGAGAUGACAGAUGAGACAAUGAUUAACCUGGCUGGCAGCAGGAAUGUGUGUCACUAUCAGGUUUGGGGUCUCAGUGUGUGUACAUGACAGCAGGUGAAGGUCUGGAUGAAGGACAGACAUCGGACUCUUAAAUAAAGACAGCAGGACAGCUGUGUGCAGGCUUUCCUCCUCCUGUUUUAUUCAUCUGUGUAAGCGGAGCGUCAAACUCUCAGGACCGUAUUUCUUCUUCGUCAGUCCUGAAAGUAUUUUUCUGGCUGCUCUGUUGUGAUGGAGCGGCCACACGACAGCUGCCACCAUGCUGAGGACUGAGGGAGCGCCCAGACUCUGAUCCAGCUGCAGAAGCAACUGCAAGUUCUGUACAGGGCUACACCUUCCUCCUCUGCCUCCUCUGCCUCCUCAUCCUCCUCUGCACCUGCAGCUACAGGAGCAGGAGCAGGAGCAGGAGCAGGAGCAGCGUUUCUCCAGGUCCGGCCCGGUGCCGUCGCAGUCAUGGCCUCGGCGGCUCUGGAGCUGAUGGGCUUCUUCCUGGGCCUCCUGGGGAUGCUGGGAACUCUGGUGUCCACGGUGCUGCCGUACUGGCAGAUCUCGGCUCACAUCGGCUCCAACAUCGUGACGGUGGUGGCCAACAUGCGGGGUCUGUGGAUGGAGUGUGUGUACCAGAGCACGGGGGCCUUCCAGUGUGAGACCUACAACUCCAUGCUGGCGCUGCCCUCCAACCUGCAGGCCUCCCGGGCCCUCAUGGUCAUCUCCCUGGUGCUGUCCGUCCUCGCCGUGGCCCUGGCAGCCCUGGGGAUGCAGUGCACCCUUUGCCUGGAGGGCUCAGGUGGGGUGAAGAGUCGCGUGGCGGGGGCCGGCGGGGGGUUGUUCCUCUCGGCUGGCUUCAUGGCCCUGGUGCCCGUGGCCUGGACCACGCAUGAGGUGGUCCAGACGUUCUACAGCCCCAAUAUCCCCGCCGGCAUGAAGUACGAGCUGGGCGAGUGCCUGUACCUGGGCCUGGCCUCGGCGCUCAUCUCCAUGCUGGGCGGGGGGAUGCUGAGUGCGUCGUGCUGGGAGGAGCAGGAGGGAGGCCGCGGGGGGCGGCCCGGCGGAGGGUACCCAUACCCGUCGGGCGUGGCUAUGACCGGCCCUGGGCUUCGAACGACCUCACAGGUCUACUGGAACCCCGCCCUGCAGGUGCAGGGGGCYGGCAGGGGGCAGACACUCCUCCACGGGCCGAGCAGGGGCUCAGAGUCCAGCGCGAGGUCAGGUCAAGGUCAGGCAGCGAAGAAGCCCACCGCAGCAGGAUAUGACAUCACAGGAUACGUCUGAUGUUGUUCCAGCACUCCUUUAAACACAACUUCAGCUUCGUUUGGUGUUUUUAAGAAAGAAAUCAUUUCAUUACUCAGAAAUUUGUUUUUUAUAUUUAAUACUUUAAGARUCUGUAUCUCCUGAGGUUUCCUGCAGCGAGACGUAUGAGGUGCCGUUUGUAAAGUUACAUAUUCAAAAGUUACCACCAAUAUUUUUGUUUUAUUUAGCCUUUUA
Messenger RNA from Austrofundulus limnaeus, 1729 nucleotides. It is a transcript of the gene cldn2, whose product is annotated as claudin 2. Gene Ontology annotation, molecular function: structural molecule activity. The coding region runs from base 698 to 1516 and encodes 272 amino acids. Lineage: Eukaryota; Metazoa; Chordata; Actinopteri; Cyprinodontiformes; Rivulidae. The record is from RefSeq and is a predicted model, not a curated record. The transcript has 3 exons. Gene Ontology annotation, cellular component: membrane; bicellular tight junction.